Molecule: messenger RNA, 2517 nt
Organism: Ipomoea nil (Japanese morning glory)
Lineage: Eukaryota; Viridiplantae; Streptophyta; Magnoliopsida; Solanales; Convolvulaceae
Exons: 2
Coding region: 1-2517 (838 amino acids)
Biological process (GO): DNA transposition
Molecular function (GO): zinc ion binding; transposase activity; DNA binding
Source: RefSeq, a predicted model, not a curated record
AUGUCGGUUGAUGAGUGGGGGAUGAUUACUCUAAGAGAAAAAGUAGAGGAGUUAGGGUAUGAUCCUCUACAAACAAAAUUGCUUAGCAAUGGUAUUGGUGGUUUGUUUGAGUUACAUUCAGAUAGUGAAAUAUGGCCUUUAGUUAACUCUCUUUGUGUUGGUAAGCCUAGAGAGUUGGAGAUAUGUGUAGUAAAGUCAGAGUUCACAGAAGCAUCUAACAUAGGAAGUGAUAUUGAAGAACAUGAUGUGGAGUCUAACACUGAUGGAAGUGAUGAGGAUUAUGAGGAUGAAGUGCUAGAAGAAUUUUAUGACUCUGAUUAUGAUUUCGUUGAAGGGAAGAAAGAUGAUAGAGAGUUUGAUAAAUAUGUUGAUGUAACAGUGGAAUAUGGUGGUGUACAAACAAGUCCAGUGGCUGAACAUGGAGUAGAGGGUGCUAAUGAAGUUAAUGAUGGAGUAGAGGGUGCUAUAGUAGUUGCUGAUGGAUUAGAUUUAUCUGAUGAAAAUGUAGUCAGUGAUGGUGAUAAUGAUGAACACAAGUGGCCUAUUUUUAGAGCAAAAACUGACAUGGAAAACCCCAUCUUUUGCAUAGGAUUAACCUUUGCUAGUAGAGAAGAAUUUAAAGAAGCUAUACAGAAUUAUGGGAUUAAGAAUGGGAAACAUCUGAAAUUUGAAAAGAUUGACAAAUUGAGAGUGACAGUGAGCUGCAAACAAGAAGGCUGCCCUUGGAGAAUCAACUGCAGAAAGUUAAAGAACACAUUCACAUGGAGAGUUUUAAGUUAUAAUGAGAAGCAUGAAGGUUGUGGGUGGGUAUACGAGAACAAUAUGAUCACUGCAACCAAGGCUGCUAAAAGAUGGAAAAAUGAAAUUAGGCACAAUAGUGAUUGGAACAUUGUGGAGUUUCAAAAUAAGGUUAAAGCUGAUGACAAAUUCAGUCUAACAAUUAGACAAUGUUAUAAAGCAAUGACACUAGCAAGGGGUGACAUAAAGGGUGAACAAGAGGAACAAUUUAAAAAGUUGUGGAGCUACUAUCAUGAAAUUCAAAAAACUAACCCUAUGUCAAAUUGCAUUGUAAAACCAAGUGAAUACGAGGAACCUGGAGGCAAAAAAAGAUUUUUGAGGUUUUACAUGUGUUGGGAGGCAUGUAUGGAAGGUCAUAAAUAUUGUAGGCCUAUUAUAGGAUUUGAUGGGUGUCACUUAAAGGCAAAAACUGGGGGCCAAAUACUGACAGCUGUUGGGAUAGAUCCAAAUGACAGCAUUUUUCCUUUGGCUUAUGCAAUUGUUGAAGGGGAAAACAAAGAAUCUUGGACUUGGUUUUUGAAACUACUUAAGAAAGACUUGGACUUGGUGAAUCACAGUAACUUGACUUUAAUUUCAGACAAACAAAAAGGGUUAAUCCCUGCAUUUGAAGAAGUGUUUCCAGAAGCUAUUCACAGAUUUUGUGUGAGGCACUUAUAUGGUAAUCUCAGGGUAGCAGGGUUCCAUGGCAAAGCAAUUAAAGAUGCUCUCUGGACAGCAGCUAGAGCAACAACUGUGAACAGCUUCACUAGAGCAAUGAGGAAUAUUCAUCAAUUAGAUGUAGAUGCAUUUCAAUGGUUAUCUGACAAGCAUCCAAGUGAAUGGUCAAGGUCUCAUUUUACUACUUCUGCACAAUGUGAUGUUUUGGUUAACAAUAUAUGUGAGUGCUUUAAUGCAAUGAUUUUGAAUGCAAGGAAGCUGCCACUUAUACCAUGCCUUGAGGCUUUGAGAAAUCACUUAAUGCCUAGGUUCUUCAACAAUAGAAAGAAAGCUGCUAAUGAAUGGAAGUCUACAAUAUGUCCUAGAAUUAUGGAGAAAAUUGCAGUUAAUGAAGAGGCAGCUGCAAGUUAUUUAUGUACUCAAUGUGAUGAGGAUUUGUUUGAAGUUAGAGGGAUGUGGGAGGAUGGUCAACAAGUUGAUUUGAGAAAAAGGUCAUGUAGUUGCAGAAGAUGGGAACUAACAGGAAUUCCUUGCAAGCAUGCAAUUAGGGCAAUUUGGUUGAAGAAAUUACAAGUCAUCAACUUUGUUAGCCCAAUGUAUUCUACAGAAUGUUAUUUGAAAGCUUAUGCAGGUUCUAUUAACCCUAUGGCUGGGCCAGAUGAGUGGCCAAUUACAGAUAGAGAACCACUACUACCCCCAUUGUACACAUCAUGUAAGGCAGGUAGACCAAGAAAGUUAAGGAAAAAAAGUGCAGGAGAAGUAAGCAAAACACCAAGAAAUUUGACAACAGUGCAAAGGAGUAAAAUAAAACUGCAUUGUACCAAAUGUAAGCAGCCAGGCCAUAAUGCAAGGAGGUGUCCAACAGAUCCUGCCAUCAAAGAAAGAUUGCUCAAUCCAAAGAAGAGGAUUAGAACAAAGAAAAUUCCUCAACCAGUGAGAGAAGCAACCAAUGAACUAGUGGUAGAAGCAGUUAGAGAAGAAGUGAAUGAACCAGUGAGAGCAGUUGUGUUUGAACCAGUGGUAGAAGCUGCCAAUGAGCCAGUGAUAGAAGCCAGCCAAUGA